Saprolegnia diclina VS20 is the source of this 1953-nucleotide messenger RNA. RefSeq lists its product as hypothetical. NCBI's taxonomy places the organism in Eukaryota, Oomycota, Saprolegniomycetes, Saprolegniales, Saprolegniaceae. Bases 7 to 1878 code for a protein of 623 amino acids. The transcript has a single exon. The record is from RefSeq and is a predicted model, not a curated record.
UUUGGCAUGCAGCGCCUCCUCGUACGCCCGACCUCGCGCCUCUUGCGGCCUCGCCGCGCGCAGCAGCCGCUUCUUGGCGUGCGCCGGUUCAUGUACCGGCGGCACAUAGCCUCCGACCCGGACUUGGACCCGGCGUCCUUGAUGGGUAUUGCGGCCGUCGGUGUCGCAGUCUGCGGCGUCAUCUACUACUACGACACCAAAGAGGCCAACGAGUUCCAGAUGAUUCGCAUCACCGACGCCUCUCAGUGCCACAAGAAGAGCCACGCCGACCGUGCGCCGCGCUCAGUGCCCCACAGCUCGCUUCAGCGCGUGCCGCAGUCCAAGCGGCUACCGCUUAGCGUCCUCGAAGCCAACGGGGUGCGCCACGCAUCGCUGGCCGGCGUCACGUGGAUCGAAGAGGAUGAGACGCGCUACUACGAGCAGCCGUACUGGAACGACGAGGCCGCGUACACCAUGACGAGUACGGACGCUCAAGCGCUGCGCAAUGCCACGUACGAGCUCCACGCCAUGUGCCUCCAAGCUGUCGACCGCAUCGUCGCCUCGGACGCGCUCCUCGAUGUCUUUGAGAUUCCGUUCAACUUGCGCCAAGCAGUGCGCGACUCGUGGGCGCGGCGGGACCCGGACCUCCUCGGGCGCUUUGACUUUAGCUGGGACGGCACCGGCCCUCCCAAGCUCCUCGAGUACAACGCCGACACGCCCACUGUUCUCGUCGAGACGGCCGUCGGCCAGCGCUUGUGGCAGUCGCACGUGCUUGCCGACUCGAAGCAGUGGUGCUUCAACGAAAUCGAGGACCGGCUCAAGGCGGCGUGGACCAAGGUCGUACCCAAGGGCGCUCAUGUGCAUCUCGCUGGCACGAACGCGACGAUCGAAGAGAUUGAACACGUCGCGUUCAUGCACCGCAUGGCGCUGAUCGCGGGGCUCAAUGCCGACGUUGUCCCGAUCAGCAGCGUGUCGGUCGAUGGUGACGGCCACAUCGUCGAUGGCACAAAAGCGCGCAUCGAGCAUCUCUGGAAGCUGUAUCCGUACGAGUGGCUCGCUUCCGAGUCAUUGGGCGACGACCUCUUUGUCGAUACGCCGGGCGGAAACAAGCGGCUCCUCGAGCCGGCGUGGAAGCUCCUCCUUGGCAACAAGGCGCUGCUCGCGCUCCUCUGGGAGAUGUUCCCGGACCACCCCAACUUGCUCCCCGCAACGUACGAUCGGGACGACAUCCUCGACAAUAAGAUCCCUGGCAACAUUGUCGCCAAGCCCAAGUACGGCCGGGAGGGCGCCGGCAUUCUCUACUCGGGACGCUACAAAAGCAAAGCCGAGUUUCUCGAUGCGGCCGACAAGGCAUCGAUGCUGCCGACCGAAGGCCAUGACGGCGUCGUCGACCUCGACAUGGGUGCCCCGGUGUACCAAGCCUACCACGCGACGUCGAGCUUUGCACUACGAAAGAUCGUGUUGGGGUCGUGGGUCGUCCACGGUGCCCCGGCAGGCUUUUGCGUGCGCGAAGACAUUGGCGCAACGACGAACGACAAUAGCUGCUUCGUGCCGCACUGCAUCGACGGCCCGCGCCUCUCGAAAAGCACGCUCCCCGAACUCUCGCCGGCGCAAAACGCUCUCUUGCACAGCUUGUACAAGGACGACGCGGACGCAGUCCGAAAGGAGAGCUGGGGCACGUACUUUGGCACGCCGUUCUUUCGUUCGCCGACGUCGGCCUCGACGGGGGCCACGGCGGCGCGACCGCCCACGCCGACGACGCAUGACAACGCCAAGGCGCAGGCAUAUGCAGCCAAGCGCGGUCGGUCGACGCGGUAUCCGCGCAGCGGGACUUCUGGCGGCUUCUCACGGGCAACGGGUGCGCAAGGCAUGCGCGGCGGCGCGCGUGCGUCCUCUUAAACGCUAAGAGACCAAGAUUCAAUGAAAUAGACGUAAUGUACUGUGCCUUCGCUGCGAGCAACCGCUUGACCGCCA